Penicilliopsis zonata CBS 506.65 is the source of this 1053-nucleotide messenger RNA. RefSeq lists its product as hypothetical. Gene Ontology annotation, cellular component: plasma membrane; eisosome filament. NCBI's taxonomy places the organism in Eukaryota, Fungi, Ascomycota, Eurotiomycetes, Eurotiales, Aspergillaceae. Gene Ontology annotation, biological process: negative regulation of protein kinase activity; endocytosis; eisosome assembly. Gene Ontology annotation, molecular function: lipid binding. The coding region runs from base 1 to 1053 and encodes 350 amino acids. The record is from RefSeq and is a predicted model, not a curated record. The transcript has 4 exons.
AUGCAUCGCACUUAUUCUAUGCGCCAGACGCGCGCUCCAACCGCUUCGCAGAUCGAGAACCCUCCGCCGCCGGUCUCGUCUACCAAGAGCAAUCGAUGGCUGGGUAAGGGAGGACUAGGCCAUGCCUUCCGGAAGAACGCCGCGGGGGCCUUCGGGCCCGACCUGUCGAAGAAGUUGUCGCAGCUCGUCAAGAUGGAAAAGAACGUGAUGCGCAGCAUGGAGCUGGUGGCCCGGGAGCGGAUGGAAGUGGCGCAACAACUCUCCAUCUGGGGCGAGGCUUGUGAUGAAGACGUUUCGGAUGUCACCGACAAGCUUGGCGUACUGAUCUACGAGAUCGGUGAGCUGGAAGACCUGUUUGUCGACCGCUACGACCAGUACAGAGUUACCAUCAAGAGCAUCCGGAACAUCGAGGCGUCGGUGCAGCCCAGCCGAGACCGCAAGCAAAAAAUCACCGAUGAGAUCGCCAAGCUCAAGUACAAGGACCCGAAUUCGCCUCGCAUCGUGGUGCUGGAGCAGGAGCUGGUGCGCGCGGAGGCCGAGUCGCUCGUUGCCGAGGCGCAGCUGUCGAACAUCACGCGCGAGAAGCUAAAAGCGGCGUUCCAGUAUCAGUUUGACGCGCUGCGCGAGCACUGCGAAAAGGUAGCCAUCGUGGCGGGAUACGGCAAGCACCUGCUCGACCUGAUCGAUGACACGCCCGUGACGCCCGGCGAAACGCGCCAGGCUUACGACGGCUACGAGGCCAGCAAGGCCAUCAUCCAGGACUGCGAGGAAGCCCUGACCAACUGGGUCUCGUCCAAGGCGGUGGUCAAGUCCAGCCUGUCGACGCGCUCGCGCACCCUGUCCCUGCGUCACCGCGAGAACCGCUCCAAGACUCGCGGCGAGGGCGUCGACCUCUCCGCCCAGGACCAGCCCCUCAAGGGCGACCGCGAUUCCUGGCUCCCCGCCGACCAGCACCCGUCCUACCAGCGUGACAGUGACGUCGAGGAUCUCGAGAGCACCGCCGACGGCGAACCGAGAGGUAGAGAAGAAGAGCGCGAGCCGGUGCCUGUAUAG